Molecule: messenger RNA, 1674 nt
Organism: Stegastes partitus (bicolor damselfish)
Lineage: Eukaryota; Metazoa; Chordata; Actinopteri; Pomacentridae
Source: RefSeq, a predicted model, not a curated record
AUGUUCAGCUGCCAAAAGAAAAAAGCACAUUGUCCAAAGGAUAUCCCUGAUUGUCCGGCCACCACACCACCUGAGAAAAAAACCAAAAAGACUCCAUCAUGGUUCAGGUGGUUCUGCUGUACCAAGCAGAAAAACAGCUGUCAAGUGGCUCCAAUAGAAGAACCGAUUGUUGAUGCCAAUCGUGAGCAUGGUGAAGCUCUUAAGCAGGUCCAGUCUCCUCUUGAAAUACAAAGUUCUUCUAUGGGCAAGAGAGUCAAAACCAGUGAGGACCAGGAGGCUUCACACACCACAGACGCCCCAAAGACAAGCAAGAAGCAGCAGAAGAAGGCUCCUUGGUGGCGUCGGUGGUUGCCAUGUUUCCGUAAGAAACAGGUGGAGUCUCCUGUUGAUGUCGAUGGAACCGACAAAAGUCCUCACUCUGAGGCUGCCAAAGUCAACUUGGUGGACGAGUUGACCGAUGGAGGAAACAAAAGUCCUCACUCUGAGGUUGCCAAAGUCAACUUGGCGGACGAGUUGACCGAUGGCAAAUCAGAUGUAUUAGAUAGCGGCAGCCUUGUCUGCAACAGUGACGACAGCAGUGACGAAGAGUCAAGCGCUGACGUCAUUGCAGAAAGUGAUGCGCCAGUUUCCCUCCGGUCGAGGUCAGGAAUACAUGGUGGGAGCCGGCAGGUUGAAGCAACUGUCAGUGGACAGAUAAAUCCCAUCAUGUCCCCACCUCUCUGCAAUGAGGAUCUCGUCUGCCUCGGGUUACCCAACCUGGCGCAGACGUGCUAUAUGAAUUCUACUCUGCAAAGCCUCCUGAGACUGAGUGGUUUCAUUCAGGAAAUCUACAACCACCAGCAGGUGUGGCUUUCCCACUCUGGAUCUCAGGUUAUCAGAGAGCUAGACAACGUUGGAGUCAGUCGCUUCUCCAACAACAAGAUGGAGAAGAGGCUCGUACUGACUGCCUUCAAAGAGACUGUCGCUGACUUUAACUCAGAAUUCCAGGACGACAGUCAAAAAGACGCCCAUGAGUUCCUCAGCUGUGUGCUUAACAUGAUACACUCCCUGUCCUCUGACCUGCAGAUGGCAGCAGCUGUCAUGGGUGUCACAUACAUCUGCCCUGUCGAUGCCCAUGUGUUCUUUGAAAUGUUGAACACCAGGACCUGCAAGGGAUGUGGUUGUCAGUCCAUGAGAGAGGAGCAGUAUCUGAACCUCUCUCUAGUACCUGCAGGCUCAGUGAGCCACAGCCUGCAGGACUAUCUGAAAGGCAGCCAGCUGGACUUUGAGUGUUCAUGUGGCGCUGGAGAAUCAACACAGCAGCUGUCGUUUUUGACUCUGCCAAAUGUUUUGAUCAUCCAGCUUAACAGAUUUAGGAUCACUUCAACCUUCUGCCUGGAGAAGGUCAGCUUCCCUGUUGAAUUGACAAGGGAGCUGGUGGUGAAUCCUGAAAACACCAUCACACAGACAGGGGCUCGCUACUCUCUGGUGAGCAUUGUCAGCCAUUUGGGUUCCACAGCGUACAGUGGACAUUACAUCUGUGACUCAAGUAUGGCUCACCAAGCCCUGGAAAAAGGUGACACAUCAGACCGUUGGCUCACCUACAAUGAUGAGCAUGUCACCACGACAACAGGUGAAUCUGUGUGUCAACAGCGGCAGAGAGCAGCAUACCUGCUGUUUUAUGAGAAGCAGUGA